Molecule: messenger RNA, 2228 nt
Organism: Cynoglossus semilaevis (tongue sole)
Lineage: Eukaryota; Metazoa; Chordata; Actinopteri; Pleuronectiformes; Cynoglossidae
Product: RNA-binding protein with multiple splicing 2-like
Exons: 8
Coding region: 288-1130 (280 amino acids)
Molecular function (GO): RNA binding; protein homodimerization activity
Source: RefSeq, a predicted model, not a curated record
CAUAAUUGAUGACCUAAUUGAAAGGCAGGAGGAGGAGGUGUAUAGGAGUGAGGAGGAGAGAGAGAGGAAGAAAAGUGAACUUGUACUCACUCCUCUCAGUGGCCUAGCUGAGGGCAUUGAUGUAAGCGCACAGGCUUCCUGGGUUUUUACGCGCACGUCUUCCCCCUGUCCUUUUCACUUUUCCACACACGGAGCACCAGAACCACCUCUCACUUUCAGUUCCGCGGCCACCUGUGUUUCUUAUCUUUGCUUUUUUAUUCUUCUUCUUCUCUUCUCACUCUUCAUGAAUGAUUCUCUCUCCACACACAACUGUUAGUUCAUCGACCAGAACACCCUCGGAUACGACUGCGUCCUGUUACGCACGACCUCACCUCGGCACAGCUUCUCUGCUCAAACUCAAACGGCAGCAGCAGAAUCUUCACAGCAGCUUCAGACGAACUUGGAGCAAAUUCCAGUCGACGAGGAAAAACUUGAUUCUUUGUUCAGCAGCAGCAGCAGCAGCGGCAACCGUAGCUGAAGAGACGGUCAGUAUGAGUCUGAAGUCAGAAGGAGAACCCAACAACAACGUCUCCAUGGAGGAGGAGGUACGAACACUGUUUGUCAGUGGUCUGCCAGUAGAUAUCAAACCACGGGAACUUUACCUCCUCUUUAGGCCUUUCAAGGGUUAUGAAGGGUCACUGAUUAAGCUAACUUCAAAACAGCCUGUUGGGUUUGUAACCUUUGACAGCCGGUCUGGAGCUGAAGCUGCAAAAAAUGCACUGAAUGCCCCCCGUUUUGACCCCGAAAGUCCCCAGACCCUGCGCUUAGAGUUUGCUAAAGCCAACACGAAGAUGGCAAAGAGUAAGCUGAUGGCCACACCGAACCCCACAAAUAUCCACCCUGCUCUAGGAGCUCACUUCAUUGCACGGGACCCAUAUGAUCUGACAGGGGCAGCACUGAUCCCAGCAUCACCAGAUGCCUGGACUCCUUAUCCUCUGUACACCACAGAACUGACCCCGGGCCUCCCUCACGCAGCUUUCACUUACCCUGCGGCCGCUGCCGCUGCUGCAGCCCUCCACGCCCAGAUGCGCUGGUACCCCACUCCCUCUGAGACUUCCCAGCCUGGAUGGAAAUCCCGGCAGUUUUGUUAGAUUUGUAGCCUGUGGAAACCACACCUACGUCCACCUGAAGUGAGGUUUGCCAAGCUGUUGGUUAAUUUAAUCAGGUUAAUUUAAUGGACAGAUGUGCAUUAUUAUAAACUAACAGUAUUUAUAUCUCCUCCUGACUGUCUUUUGGGGAUUGGGGGGGGGGUCUUAGUUGAUCAUCUUGCUGUCAACAAUCUCAGCUUAUCCUCUGCAACUUCUGCGGUACCAUUCUUUAGCACUUCGUUAAAAGUAUGUAAAGUCCAGAUAAAGUUUAUACUGUAUUUGCUGAGGACCGCUGAUGCAUUGAAGUUACCAUUAUUAAGCUUGUCCUUCCGUUGUGUUUCCAGUGCUCCCGGAAGGUUUACAAUUGUUAGGUCAUUGCAUGUUAGUUUUUGGCAUGAAUUUAGAACUCAGAGUUCUGUGUAUCCUAAUUUUCUAAGUAUUUGUUUUGCCUCCAAAUCUGGCCUAGACAGAAAAGUUUCUUUUUUUUUUCCUGUAUGUAGAUUCUUGCUCUAACCUCUGUGACAGUUAGGCUGUUGUGUGAUAAUGGCUUAUCUUGCAUGGACUUGUGAAUAAAUCCCUUUGUUCUGACAGUUCCUGUCCUUUAUGAUCAUAUCAGUGUCUGUCAUUAUUUGAGUAGAAGAGAGUACAAAUAUUUGUACUUGUUGCGUAAUGUAUAUUUAUGCAUUUUUGUGCAACUGAAUAAUGAUCCUGUAUCAGUUGGAUGUUAAGUCGUCUGUUGUGUUUUCUUUUUGGUGUUUUCUGAACCUCUAAUCCUGUGGAAGUAGUUUUAAAUAAGUGGUAAAAAAAGUGCAAUUUGUUUAAGAGGAUGUCGGUGUCGGACAAAAAAAUUGAAGUAUUCUGAACAUGGCUUGUGCUAGUCUGCUAAAUGAGAUUCUUAAAAUUAUCUUUCAGAAUGUGAAGCUGGACUACAAACAUUGUUUUUGAAGGGGGACAUUUUUGAAAUGGAAACAGGAUUAAAGUAAUGGGAUUAUUAUUUGGUUUGUGGUUUAGAACAUGUUUCUCGCUGUAUCUGCUGUGCAUAAGAUGUAAAAAAAAAUUAAAUAAAAAAAUCCCAUCUUAUGAAUAAAAGAAGUGAAUGCU